Messenger RNA from Caenorhabditis sp. 36 PRJEB53466, 2673 nucleotides. NCBI's taxonomy places the organism in Eukaryota, Metazoa, Nematoda, Chromadorea, Rhabditida, Rhabditidae. The record is from the annotation of a GenBank genome assembly.
AUGUUGCAAUGUCGCUCUCUUCUUCGACCUCAAUUAUCGGUAAGUUACAUUGUACCGAAACCGUCGAGCGUAGAACAAUCAUGCCGAUCGCAUAAAAGAUGGCCACAGUAUAGUGUAGUAAUGAACUGAUAAGACUCUUUUGGUCGUCCCCCGUCCAACCCGCUAAAACUUCACUUAUCACCACGCGUGGCUACAUUUUUGGUUUUUGAAGAAAAAGGCGUAUUUUAAAGCAAUUUUUCAGCACCUAAUGAGGCGGAACACGAACGUUGUUGCCGUUGCCGGUGGCCACGUGGCAAAUAGAUAUUCCUCUGGUAAGAUGGUUUCUACAACAGAUAUUUCGCCCAAUUUUGUACUUUAGACCUUCCGAAACUGCCGGCUCCGCAGCCGGGGAAGACUCUCAAGCACUUUUUGGAUUUCGCGGAAGCCCUUCAGUCGAAGAAGGAAUUCGAGGAAACCAAGAAGGUAUCCCGAUAGUUUGUUCUGACGGUCAGAAUAUAAUUUUAGAUUGUGAACGAUUUUGUGGUCAAAGAUCUGCCAAAGCUUCAGGAUCUGCUGCAGAAGAGAGCGGAUGCGCUGCCUAAUUGGGUGAGUUUAUUUUUAGUGAAGAGUUUUGAGAAUAAUUGUUUUUUGUUUUCUCUGAGAAAUAAUGAGUGCUAAGUUUGUUUCAGCUUACUCCAUGGUGGCUCAACAUUGCCUACCUUGCCGCGCGAACCCCUCUUCCCGUGGUCACGUCUCCCGGAGUCAUGUUUCCAAAGUUCGACUUCAACACCCAAGAGGGACAACUCGAAUACGCGGCGAAGAUCAGUCAAGCAGCGAUCAAGUUCUAUCUUCUUGCCAAAAAGUGAGUGGUCUCAUCGGUCGGACGUUUUUUUUAAAAUCAUUUUUCAGUGAUCAACUAAAACCAGAUAUGUCCGGCAAGUCCCCAUUGGAUAUGAGUCAGUACAAGUUCUUGUUCGGGACCACGCGAGUGCCAAAAGUCGGGGCCGACGAGAUUCGGUACGGAUGCGACUACAAAGAGACUCUGCAACACAUUGUGGUGAUCCGGAACGGGCAUGUAAGUGUUGUGUUCGUUCGUGAUUACAAAAAACGUUUCUUUUUUUAGUUGUUCCGUGUUCAAAUUCUCGACAACAAUGAGCAGCCGUUGUCCAUUUCCGGAAUUACACAACAGCUCGCGAGAGUGGUGGCGGACAGCGAGACGCCGAAUCCGCAUCCUGUGGGAAUUGUUUCGUCGGACUCGCGCGACAAGUGGGCCAACGUGUACACUGCAUUGAAAAGUAAGUAGCAUUGUGAUGAACGAGAAUGUGGGGUGUCUUUGCCACAAAUCCUUUUUUUGAGUAACUAAGACGGUCAGAAUCCCGGGCUUCUAUCAUUUUCCCAUACAAGUCCAUGUAUUUGAGAAGAAGUUGAGAAGAAGUAGUGAAAAAGUUUGGUUAAAUUUCAGAAAACAUCAACAAUGUGCAGUCACUCGAAGCCGUUGAGAAGGCUCUGUUUGUAGUGUGUCUCGACAAGGCUAGUGAUCCUCCAGUUGGUUAUACGGAGAAGGAUGAGCAGAGCAGGCAGGCACUUCAUGGCGGCGGAUCCAAAAGCAACUCUUGCAAUCGGUGGUUCGACAAGACUAUUCAAUUUGUGAUCGGAACCAAUGGAUACACGGGAAUGACCUACGAGCAUACCCCCGCAGAAGGCCCACCAGUCGGAGCACUCAUGGACUACAUUUGUGAUCAAUUGUAUGUUGCUUUUUCAAUUAUUUCGUGAAAACCCGUUUAAACAAUUUCAGUGACGCCAACGCAUUUGUGCUCGACGGACCGUCUAGUACAUCGAAUGUGCCACGUCUUGACAUCAAAACCGACGAUGAAAUUAAUAAGCGGAUCGCCAAGAGCACCAGAAACAUGGAUCACAUCGCUCAGGACCUGGAUAUCACUGCGUUUACCUUCAAACCCUAUGGAAAGAACUUCCCCAAGUCAUCAAAGAUCUCUCCGGAUUCGUUCAUCCAAAUGGCUUACCAAUUAGCUUUCUACCGGAUCCAUUCCUCUCGUAAGCCAAUUAUAUAACUUUUUUCCUUGACUUCAUUAGCCACAUUCCAGUUCCGCCGACCUACGAGACGGCCACUUUGCGCAAGUUCACCGAGGGCCGAACCGAGAAUAUCCGAUCACCGAGUACCGCGGCGGCAACGUUUGUGAAGAAGGUGUGAAUAAUCUUGAUGAUUUGUACCCUCCAACAUCCUUUCAGAUGGUAUCGAAGCCUCCGUCUCCGGUCAGCGAAAUCUAUGACGCACUGCUGCACGCGACCAAUACUCACAAGAAGUAUACGGUGGAUUGCAUGAAUGCCGCUGGAAUGGACCGACAUUUGCUGGCCUGGAAGUUGAUUGCGUCGGAGAACAACCUGCCGACCCCGGAGAUCUUCGGCUCGAACAUCUAUCACCAACUCAACCACUUCCAGGUGUCCACCAGUCAAGUGCCAACCCGUCAUUUCAUCCAAAUGUGCUUUGGACCGUCCGCCCAUGACUGCUAUGGAAUCUGCUACAACCCGCAAGAGACUGAACUGCACUUUAUGAUCUCGACAUUCAAAAGUUACGGAUCGACAAGCUCGAAAAAGUUUGCCAAGGAGCUCUCGAGAGCUCUCAUCGACAUGAAAUCGGUCAUUAAUAAGGCAACGAAGGAAAUUUCCAAGUUAUAG